Folsomia candida is the source of this 524-nucleotide messenger RNA. RefSeq lists its product as uncharacterized. The coding region runs from base 20 to 433 and encodes 137 amino acids. The record is from RefSeq and is a predicted model, not a curated record. The transcript is spliced from 3 exons. NCBI's taxonomy places the organism in Eukaryota, Metazoa, Arthropoda, Collembola, Entomobryomorpha, Isotomidae.
GAACACAAAAGUCGGCACCAUGGCGAAAAUGCAUGUUUUUUUUGUCGUACUGAGCACCUGUUUUGUUGGGUUUUCCGUCGCAGAAAUUUUACAAUUUAGGAACACCUCGUCAACAGGACAAGAAUGGUACACGCGCAGCAGGCCAGCCACGCGUCAGGUGGCAAGCUGCCCAGGCGGACAUUGUCACUCGAGAAAUUGCUGCUCCUUCUACUGCCUCGUGGGUGAAUCGUGCUUGAUGAUAACAGGCAAACCAUUCUGCGUUGAUGUAGCUGGACAACCCUAUGAUGCUCCCCAUUGCGUCGAAACGCGUUGUCUUGAUUGCCCCAUUUCGUCCGGAUUGUACUGUUCGACCACCAUGUGCGCAGAUCUUGAGGCAUAUCCCUCCAUGGUGAUGUGUGACUUUAGCAGUAUUCGCGGUCCCGUCCGAUCUUAGGGGUGAUCCAGGUUUUUAGGUUUAAAAGUGCUUGUCAAAUGUAAGAGUCAACUCAACAUCUCUAAAUUAAAUAAAUGCCAAUUAUCUUAAA